Messenger RNA from Penicillium hordei, 297 nucleotides. RefSeq lists its product as uncharacterized. The transcript has a single exon. Lineage: Eukaryota; Fungi; Ascomycota; Eurotiomycetes; Eurotiales; Aspergillaceae. The coding region runs from base 1 to 297 and encodes 98 amino acids. The record is from RefSeq and is a predicted model, not a curated record.
AUGUACCAACACUUGGAAAGUAUCACCCCCGAGAACUCGUGCCGCGUAGUUGAGUCCGGUCAAGGUUCGGUUUGGAAUUUGAGGGUCCUGAUCGCUGUGGAGGGUAUCUAUCCUGUGGAGGGUAUCUAUCUGUGGCACAUCAAGUCUGCCAAUCCGUGGAAUACCUUUUGGGAGAUGAUAUGCUGCUUGCUGGGCCGUUAUCUGUUAGUCCCGCGCUUGGGAUUGUGCUUGAUAGUUUACGGAAUCGGCCUGGUCAUGGGCGUGAAAUUGAGUGCAUUCAAUCAGCUCUGGAAGUAG